AUCUCUGAGCAGAGGAGAGGGGAGGGGAGGGGAGGGGAGGGGAUGACAAAGAGGGAGGAAGAGAUCCCCGCGACGCGACGCCAAUUCUCCAAAGUUAUUAGUUAGCCAAUUCAAUUCAACUGUAGCAGCAGCAGCAGCAAGAGGAGGAAUUCAACUAUAGCAGCAUCCAAUCUUUCAAGUCGGCAUUGGAUCGCCGCGUGAUGCUGCAGCGGCGCAAGUCGUCGGGCGCUGCGGCGCCGGCUGCGGCCAAGCAGGCGCCCGCGCGCAGGCCUAGCGCGCCGCUGUCGCUGGCGGGCCUCCUCGUCUCCCUCUUCCUCGUCGCCACCUUCCUCUACAACGAGGAUGUCGUCAAGACCACCUCCACCGCCACGGAGCUGCCGCGCCACCGAGCUGCCUCUCCGGACCUCCGGGUCCUCCAGGAGGCCGCGCACCACAAGGUCAACACCCGGCACCGCCGCCACCACGAGGAGGAGGGGGGCAAGCAGCAGGGGAAGAAGAACAAGGAACCCCACGUCACCGAGAAUCCGGGCCUCACGGCGGGCGGCAACAGCAGCAUCCGUCAGCGUCAGGUGGUGCGCUUGCCGGAGGGCUGCGACGUGUACAAGGGGUGGUGGACCUACGACGCGGCGGGGGAGCAGGCGCCGCUGUACCGGGAGUCGGAGUGCGAGUUCCUGACGGAGCAGGUGACGUGCAUGCGCAACGGGCGCCGCGACGACUCGUACCAGCGGUGGCGGUGGCAGCCCGGCGGAUGCGACCUCCCCAGGUUCGAUGCGUCGGUGCUGCUGGAGCGGCUUCGGAACAAGCGGCUCAUGUUCGUUGGGGACUCGCUGAACCGCAACCAGUGGGAGUCCAUGGUGUGCCUGGUGCAGUCCGUGAUCCCCCGGGGCCAAAAGACGCUCCUCAAGUUCGUCAACAACGGAUCCCUCAACGUGUUCACGGCGCACGAGUACAACGCGACGGUGGAGUUCUACUGGGCGCCAUUCCUGGUGCAGUCCAACUCGGACGACCCACAGGUGCACAGCGUCCCGGACCGCGUCAUCGCCUGGCGCGCCAUCGCCAAGCACGCCAAGCACUGGAAGGGCGUCCACUACCUCGUCUUCAACACCUACAUCUGGUGGCUCAACACCUUGGAGAUCAAAGUGCAGAAAGGUUUUGGUCGCAGUCGGAGGGCUCAUGAUCAGCAGCAGCAGCAGCAGCAGCUGGGGUGGAGCAAGUACGCGCUGGUGGACCGUCCGAUCGCGUACCGGGAGGUGCUCAAGACGUGGGCAAAGUGGGUGGACAGGCACAUCGACCCCGCCAAAACCUCCGUCUUUUUCAUGGGCAUGUCGCCCAACCACAUCAUGCCGUGGGCGUGGGGCAACGAUGGCGGCAUCAAGUGCGCCAUGGAGACGCAGCCCAUCGUGAACCGGAGCACGCCGCUGGACAUCGGCACCGACUGGCGCCUGCACGGCGUCGCGCGCGGGGUGCUGGCGCGCUACCUCCGCCGCGUCCCCGUGCAGUUCGUCGACAUCACCGCGCUGUCGGAGCUGCGCAAGGACGCGCACACCUCCGUGCACACGCUGCGGCAGGGGAAGCUGCUCACCCCCGACCAGCAGGCCGACCCCAAGACGUACGCCGACUGCAUCCACUGGUGCCUCCCGGGCCUCCCCGACACAUGGAACCACUUCCUCUACGCCCACAUCGUCUCCUCCCCCUCGGAUCACAUCAUGUAGCUUCACUUUUUCAUUUUCACCCUCUUCUCUUUCAGUAAAGUAAAAGAAGCACCUCUUCUCUUCCUGUAAUUUGUGAGUAGAGUAAUUCUUUUGUUCGAUAAAGAGAAGGAUUAGAGAGAAAUCAAACAACUAGUUUUCUCGG
Messenger RNA from Phragmites australis (common reed), 1854 nucleotides. Its product is annotated as xylan O-acetyltransferase 7-like. Bases 201 to 1712 code for a protein of 503 amino acids. Lineage: Eukaryota; Viridiplantae; Streptophyta; Magnoliopsida; Poales; Poaceae. Gene Ontology annotation, molecular function: O-acetyltransferase activity. The transcript has 4 exons. The record is from RefSeq and is a predicted model, not a curated record. Gene Ontology annotation, cellular component: Golgi apparatus.